UUGGAUCUAUGCACUCUUGGCCUCGUCAUUACUGUGUAUUUUAAAUUGACGACGCCAAGGGUAACAAACUGUAUAAGGGUACACAUUUUAACGGACCGAGAACCAGCAAUGUUCUGUUAUAACGUCAAGUAAAUUAUCAUUAAAGGGAUGUCGAAGUGCUAACGAAGGUAGCAAAUAGUAUUUUACGUUUCAAUUUUUUUAUUUCUAGAGUUUUGAAAUCGUUUAAAUUUUAGUAAGUCUUCGUGUUUGUCAUAAUUCUUGUGUGGUAAUUGAGGGAAGUUCGGAAAAUUAAUCUGAAAGUCAGAAAACCAUGUGAAUCGGAAAUAGUAGCGUAUUAUAACCUCUGAAUAAGUGAGAAUCUGUUGUAUAUUUUGUGUUUUCGACAAUGUUUCGAACUUCCUUUGGCCAACACACGCGCAAAAUUGCAAAAACUAUCACGUUACAAAGUUUGAAACGAUUUCAUUUUUCUGGAGAAAAUUGUACUGUAAAAUACAAUUCGCCUAUUUCCUCGGCGCUGGCAUGUUCGCUUGAAGAAUUUUUAUGAUUACGACAAUCCCUGAAGUUAGACCCUGCUUUGUUUACGAUGCUGAGUUCUCCGAGUGUUCAAGCUUCCGCGGUAGAUUCCAGCAGUAUUUCGUCCAUGGUCAAUAUCUCGAUUGCCAGCAGUGGAAAAUUGAUUACAAAAACUGCCAACUGUGGACAAGCAUACAGGACGAAACAGCAUUUGAAUCACUCAUAGAAAGCGAAGAAAAGCGUAGAACAGACAGACUGAGGCCACAUUACGCUAAUACUACAUGGAAGAAGCGAAAUGCACCCCCUGAAGACUGGAACAAACCCUUACCUGAAUGGUUCAAUAAGAUCAAUGAGAAUUCAUACCUUGGGAUAAAGGCAGAUGAGUUGAAGAGUGGGGCCGAACCAGUUCUCGAAAAAAAAGACUCAUGCUCGAUAUCUUAGAAGGAUUUGUAACAAGUCGUAGUGUAAAUAAAUUCAAUCCCAUUAUCUGAGGCAAAAAAAUA
Molecule: messenger RNA, 1016 nt
Organism: Neodiprion fabricii
Lineage: Eukaryota; Metazoa; Arthropoda; Insecta; Hymenoptera; Diprionidae
Product: UPF0545 protein C22orf39 homolog
Exons: 3
Coding region: 541-954 (137 amino acids)
Source: RefSeq, a predicted model, not a curated record